AUGGAAUUUCUUCUUCAAUUUAUGGCUAAUAGAAACAUAACAGGAAACGUUGACAUUUCGCAGGAUGAGAGAAGCAAUACUAUUGAAGAUAACUUGGUUUCGCCUGCAUCGCAAGAUAUUACUGAAGGAUCGAACGGAAACACACAAGAUGACGAAGUGGACCAGGCGGAAGAACUACAAUACAUUCAACGUUCUAGAGGCAAUACAGUCGCUACUCCUGAUACUCCAAAUAUAGGUGCCAAAAAACGAAAAAUUUAUAUUACGAGUACGUUACAGAACACCUUGGAAAAGCAUACAAUACGAAGCAAAGAAAGAGACGAAGAACGAAAACAACACGAUAAUCUCACACCAAUAUGUCCUGUUGAUGCCAUUGAAGACUCCACGAACGCAAAUGGUAUUUUAGUGUGUACGUUUGAGGAGAAUAAGUGCAUACAUAAUAUUGUUACAACUGAAACCGCAAUUCUUCCGAACAAUAAUGACCAGUGUCUAAUCUCUGAUCCUAAUGACGGGGAAUCUAUACAAGUUAAGCCUGAAAGUGGUGUAUUUAGGCCUAAUAAUUCUCGAAAUGACAGAUUCUCAAAUAUAGUAGAUGAUAUUGAAGACUUCAUAUCCGAUGAGAGUAAUCAGGGUUUAGUUCCUUAUGGCUUUAACAGCGAUUCUGAGACUUUACCAAUUAAAUCUAAAAAGCGAAAUAAAAGGGUGCAGGACAAAAAAUCUACUUGAUUUUUAAAUGUACCAAUGGCGCAAGACAUUCAAAUAGUUCCAUCUAGUUCUUCAUCUUCUGUAAGCAGCGUAUCAUCCUCUGAAGAUUGUGAUGACCUUAUUAAUGAUACGAUGUACUUACCUAAAAAUGAUGAAGAAAGUGACAGUGAAAAGGAAAAUGUUGCUGAUGUUACUCAACAAAAUACUGUAGGUGCCCUUUCUCGCACAGACAACAGUACUCUGCAUUUAAAUAAUACAUCCACAUCUGCUCAAAAUAUACAAAUUUUAGUGAAUCCCGCCAAAAAAAGGCAUUAA
Molecule: messenger RNA, 1017 nt
Organism: Psylliodes chrysocephalus
Lineage: Eukaryota; Metazoa; Arthropoda; Insecta; Coleoptera; Chrysomelidae
Source: the annotation of a GenBank genome assembly